Molecule: messenger RNA, 1948 nt
Organism: Cannabis sativa
Lineage: Eukaryota; Viridiplantae; Streptophyta; Magnoliopsida; Rosales; Cannabaceae
Product: inositol-tetrakisphosphate 1-kinase 4
Exons: 10
Coding region: 407-1450 (347 amino acids)
Biological process (GO): inositol trisphosphate metabolic process
Cellular component (GO): cytoplasm
Molecular function (GO): inositol-1,3,4-trisphosphate 6-kinase activity; inositol-3,4,5,6-tetrakisphosphate 1-kinase activity; ATP binding
Source: RefSeq, a predicted model, not a curated record
AGAUUGAAUAUUUGCAACAAAAUCUACCAAUUUCUCUCUCUUCUUCUGUGAAAUACACGUAUACUCUCUUUCUCUCUCUCUCCACACAUAUAUACACCCGUGCAUACAAUAUAGAGAGAGAAAGUCAGCUUCUCUAUAAAAAAGGAGUGAACCCCUUUCAAAGCCUCACUCCAUUUUUUCUCUUCCUCAGAUUUUUUUUAGAGAAAGAGUGAAAGUGAGAAAGGAUUUGGCUUGAACAAGACGUUAUUUUAAUUUUACUUUUUAUUUUUUGUUCUGAUUUCUCUCUGCUUUACAACAUUUGUUCCUGCAUUUUUACACAUUUUCAAGAAGAAGGUUCUUUUUUCCCCUUUCCUUUUAAAAUAACUGAUCCGAGAACUAGGGAUUUUUGGCUUGUGUGGGAUUGGGUAUGAGGUUCAACGGAGAAAACCCAGCUGAGAAAGAAGGAGAUGAAGAAGAACAGAAGGGUAGGGAAGUAAAUUCCCUCCGAGGAGUUGGGUUUCAUCAUCAACCACAGAAGCUCAUCGUUGGCUAUGCCUUAACGUCCAAAAAGAAGAAAAGCUUCUUACAGCCUAAGCUCUUGGCUUUAGCUCGAAGUAAGGGGAUAUUCUUUGUUGCUAUUGAUCUAAACAAGCCACUAUCGGAUCAAGGUCCCUUUGAUGUUCUUCUGCAUAAGUUGUUAGGAAAAGAAUGGAGCGAUGUAAUUGAGGAUUACAGGCAAAAGCAUCCAGAAGUAACUGUUCUUGAUUCUCCAAAGGCCAUACAGCAUCUACAUAAUCGUCAGUCCAUGCUUCAGGAUGUGGUAGAUCUAGAGUUGUCUGACUACCAUGGCAAGGUGGGCAUCCCCAAGCAAUUGGUUAUCACUGAAGAUCCGUUGUCAAUACCUUAUGAAGUUACUAAAGCUGGGCUGAAUUUACCUUUGGUUGCAAAGCCCCUACUUGUGGAUGGCAGUGCCAAAUCUCACGAAUUAUUCCUAGCAUACGAUCAAUUCUGUCUCUCAGAACUUGAACCUCCCUUGGUCCUUCAGGAGUUUGUGAAUCAUGGGGGUGUAGUCUUUAAAAUAUAUAUUGUUGGUGAUGCUAUAAAGGUGGUUAGACGUUUCUCUUUACCCGAUGUUACUAAACAUGAACUGGCCGAUGUUACUGGCCUGUUUCGAUUCCCUAGAGUUUCAUGUGCAGCAGCUACCGCAGACGAGGCAGAUUUGGAGCCUAGUAUUGCUGAACUUCCUCCUCGACCUCUACUCGAGAGGCUUGCUAAAGAGCUUCGUCGACGACUGGGUCUCCGGUUGUUCAAUAUAGAUAUGAUCCGACAGCAUGGGACCAGAGAUGUCUUUUAUGUAAUAGACAUCAACUAUUUUCCAGGUUAUGGGAAAAUGCCAGAUUAUGAGCACAUAUUUACAGAUUUUCUGCUAAGCUUAGUUCAGAACAAGUACAAGAAGAGACCUUCUACUUAAUAUAGGUCUGCUGUAAAUAAAGUUUCUUGCGGUUGCAGCAGGCAUGGGCCCCUGUGUAGUUGAAGAAGAAGAACAAUAACAUCUUGUUCUAGCUUGUGUAAUUACUUACUGGUAUGAUAUGCCCCUCAAGCCAUUCAACUCCCCCAUGUACAAAAAGUUACCCAUCAAUCUAAAGUCAACAUUUUUUUUUUUUGGUAUUUGGGAUACUUUGUGCUGUUUCUAGGCAAAUGUUUGGAUGUUUCUUUCUUCUCGUAAACGAUUUGAUAGUGACUUGGCUAACUGAAAUUUAAAUAAUUUAUCAACAGAGAGGGAAGGCAUGCAUGUUUGGAAAUUGUAUUUGUUUUCUGAUUAAGUUUUUAUAUUGACAAAAUAAUAAGUAACCUUAUAAACCGAUUACUGGGUAAUUGAUGCUUAGGUGGAUAGAUUUAUGGAUUAACAUCCACCUGAUAAUUAAUCAAUUAAUAUCUUUUACAUUAAUAUUAAUAAAUUUCUUAGCUA